GCCCCGCAGCGCUUCUUAUGAUCAGCUCGGUGUGUGUCUCCUCCUACCGCGGGCGCAAGUCGGGGAACAAGCCUCCAUCCAAAACAUGUCUGAAGGAGGAGAUGGCCAAGGGCGAGGCGUCGGAGAAGAUCAUCAUCAACGUGGGCGGCACGCGACAUGAGACCUACCGCAGCACCCUGCGCACCCUCCCGGGCACCCGGCUCGCCUGGCUGGCCGACCCGGACGGCGGGGGCGGCCGGCCCGAGUCCGAUGGCGGCGGCGCGGGCAGCAGCGGCAGUAGCGGCGGCGGCGGCGGGGGCUGCGAGUUCUUCUUCGAUCGGCACCCGGGCGUCUUCGCGUACGUGCUCAACUACUACCGCACCGGCAAGCUGCACUGCCCCGCCGACGUGUGCGGGCCGCUCUUCGAGGAGGAGCUCACCUUCUGGGGCAUCGACGAGACCGACGUGGAGCCCUGCUGCUGGAUGACCUACCGGCAGCACCGCGACGCCGAGGAGGCGCUCGACAUCUUCGAGAACCCGGACGGAGGCGGCGGCGCGGGGCCGGGUGACGAGGCCGGCGACGAGGAGCGAGAGCUGGCCCUGCAGCGCCUGGGGCCCCACGAGGGCGGCGCGGGCUCCGGCGCCGGGUCCGGGGGCUGCCGCGGCUGGCAGCCCCGCAUGUGGGCACUCUUCGAGGAUCCCUACUCCUCCAGGGCGGCCAGGGUGGUGGCCUUUGCCUCUCUCUUCUUCAUCCUGGUCUCCAUCACCACCUUCUGCCUGGAGACCCACGAGGCCUUCAACAUCGACCGCAACGUGACGGAGAUCCUCCGCGUGGGGAACACCACGAGCGUGCGCUUCCGGCGGGAGGUGGAGACGGAGCCCAUCCUGACCUACAUCGAGGGCGUGUGCGUGCUGUGGUUCACCCUGGAGUUCCUGGUGCGCAUCGUGUGCUGCCCGGACACGCUGGACUUCGUCAAGAACCUGCUGAACAUCAUCGACUUCGUGGCCAUCCUGCCCUUCUACCUGGAGGUGGGGCUGAGCGGCCUGUCCUCCAAGGCGGCCCGCGACGUGCUGGGCUUCCUGCGGGUGGUGCGCUUCGUGCGCAUCCUGCGCAUCUUCAAGCUCACGCGCCACUUCGUGGGGCUGCGGGUGCUGGGCCACACGCUGCGCGCCAGCACCAACGAGUUCCUGCUGCUCAUCAUCUUCCUGGCGCUGGGCGUGCUCAUCUUCGCCACCAUGAUCUACUACGCCGAGCGCAUCGGCGCCCGGCCCUCCGACCCGCGCGGCAACGACCACACCGACUUCAAGAACAUCCCCAUCGGCUUCUGGUGGGCCGUGGUCACCAUGACGACGCUGGGCUACGGGGACAUGUACCCCAAGACGUGGUCGGGCAUGCUGGUGGGGGCGCUGUGUGCGCUGGCCGGGGUGCUGACCAUCGCCAUGCCCGUGCCCGUCAUCGUCAACAACUUCGGCAUGUACUACUCGCUGGCCAUGGCCAAGCAGAAGCUGCCCAAGAAGCGGAAGAAGCACGUCCCGCGCCCGCCCCAGCUCGAGUCCCCCGUCUACUGCAAGUCCGAGGAGACCUCGCCCCGGGACAGCACCUACAGCGACGCCAGCCCCGCCGCCCAGGAGGAGGGUCUGGUGGAGAGGAAGCGGGCAGAUUCCAAGCAGAACGGAGACGCCAACGCCAUGCUGUCAGAUGAGGAGGGGGCGGGCCUCACCCAGCCCCUGGCCUCGGCCCCGACCCCCACGCCGGAGGAGCGCCGGGCCCUGCGCCGGUCCGGCACCCGAGACAGAAACAAGAAGGCGGCCGCCUGCUUCCUGCUCAGCGCCGGGGACUAUGCCUGCGCCGACGGGAGUGUCCGGAAAGGCCAUGUUGAGCCGAAAGUGUGCGUCCCAGUGUCUCACACCUGUGCUCUUUAACACAGAGACCUGCCAAGACGCUCUCUCGUCCAACUAUGCCCAGGCCGAAGUCCUCACCCUCUCUUAACGCGGCAGCAACGUGAGAGAGACAGGCAGACAGACAGAAAGCCAGAGGCUUAGGGGAACUCUGGAACCCAGGCAAGGACCUUUCGCUGGGCAAGACCUGUUGGCACAGGACUGAUGGAAAACCUCCCGUCCGACCCCUGGGGCCCGGAGCCACCCGGGUCCGGCGUUUUGUCCUGUUGUGAUUGAAGAGAUGUAUAUGCACACAUAGCAUCUAUAUUCAUACAUACUGUACUCGUGUGUGUAGUGCACGUGCUAUCGGUGGUCUGUCUCCGUCAGGCCGUCUCCCCAAGCCCUCGCCCCUCCCCCAGGCCCCCCUCCCUUCCCUUCACCGAUUCCCUGUUCGCGUUGUACGUGCCGCGUGUGGAAUGUCCCAGGAAAAGUUGCCUGGGAGCCGCCCGUCCAGCUGGGUGGGCCCAGGCUAGACUCUCCCUGUGGGGGUGUUUCCCUGUGGGCCGGUGGCCUGUGCCAGGCCAGGCUGCCCCCGGGGUCACUGCCCCACCAGCCCCACCCCACCCCAGACUGGGGUUCUACCUCCCACCCCACGCCCCAGUUGUGGGGGGACUUCCAGGGGCUUCUCUGCAGCUUCUUUCACCCCUUCCCUGUGUCCUUGACUGAGGGGGCAUUUUGGGUUUUUUUUUUGUUUGUUUUGUUUUUUCAUUUUGGGUUUUUUUAAUCUUUGGUUUUUCUGUCUCCCUGGUCCGUUUGUUUUCAAUGACGCUGCCGGGCAGACAGGCAGGGAAGGGGCCUGUCUGCCCACCGGGCUCAGGGGUCUGAGAAGGGGGAAGCUUCGGGCGAGUGGAGACCAGUUGCAAUACUGUACUUCCUGGCCGGUGGCCAGAGGAUGCGUGCAAUAGCGGAGGCCGGGUGACCCCUUCGACCUUGGCCUCUGCCCCUCCCUCGGCUCUCCCUCCGCACUCCUCGCCCGCCCCGCCCUUCCCUGGUGUUGGUCCUUUUCUAAAGCUGCCCCCUCCUGUGUGUCUGAGGCAAGCCUAGGCCAGGGCCCUGUCACCCUGUCUGCAUGCCUUCGACUGUCAUGCUGUGCUCGACCCUCAAUAAAGACAUCUGGAGCGACCAGCUGCUCCUGCGUGUGA
Molecule: messenger RNA, 3058 nt
Organism: Myotis daubentonii (Daubenton's bat)
Lineage: Eukaryota; Metazoa; Chordata; Mammalia; Chiroptera; Vespertilionidae
Gene: KCNC4
Product: potassium voltage-gated channel subfamily C member 4
Biological process (GO): protein homooligomerization; action potential; potassium ion transmembrane transport
Cellular component (GO): neuronal cell body membrane; voltage-gated potassium channel complex; presynaptic membrane
Molecular function (GO): delayed rectifier potassium channel activity; protein binding
Source: RefSeq, a predicted model, not a curated record